ACGCGGGAACGACGUUAGUGGAGCCAGGAGGCGUGAUGCAGACACACGGCAACUUGACUGCGAACUAUUUGUGGCAACCGGGGGAGUUCGCCAGGCGGGUGCUCGGCGAGCGGCCUUCCCCCGUUCCUCCGACAAGAGAGCUCUGGCCUCCGCCGCAGCAGCCCAUCAGCAUUAGCACUCUACAUGUCGCUUAUCUCCAAGAUGAACCCUACGCGAGACGGACUUCGACACUCCCCCCACAACCAUACGUACCUACCACAAUCCCCGUUGAGUACGAUUACGGACCUCGAGUAUGCACUGUGGGAACUAAUACCGAACCCGCACCGAAUUUAUUCGACAGGAUGAGAAUUUUGCUCAAACGUAAACAGGAUGAUGUCGUUGUCGCUCAAACUGGCCGCCUCACCGCCGUCCGAGAAACCGCUAUAGACGGAAAAGAUGAAGAAAAUCCAGCUAGAAAAGCGUUCAACGGUCUCAAAAAGGCACUCUCCGGUGCAAAGUACAAAAUAUCUCCCGGAUCGGAGACUGUAGACAGCCCUAAGAUAUCAUAUGAGAUGCCGAAACCGGGGGAUAGAAUGACAACGACCUUUGGAGCUAGAGAGUCAAGGAGUUGGUGCAAGCUGCCUUCGGGAGCUGAGUGUCGGCGGCGACUCCGUACUAUAGGAGACUGGUGCUCCCGCCGACCGCGCCGACCGCCACGAAGACAGUCGCAUCCACCUCGGCUACAGAUUACCCAGGUCUGAUGAGCAGAAGAUAGAAAUCGUCUUGGAGCUUUCCAGUAAAGUGUGCAGUAAAAGUUCCUGCUACUACUUGUCACCAUAGCUUAUUGCUUAUGGCUAAACAAUGUUUGUGUUGUAGCAUGAUUGAAGUUUAGUAGCGUUUGGCUAAUAAAUGUGUCUCGGUAA
This is a messenger RNA of Cydia amplana, 902 nucleotides long. RefSeq lists its product as uncharacterized. The record is from RefSeq and is a predicted model, not a curated record. NCBI's taxonomy places the organism in Eukaryota, Metazoa, Arthropoda, Insecta, Lepidoptera, Tortricidae. The coding region runs from base 36 to 740 and encodes 234 amino acids. The transcript has a single exon.